Protopterus annectens (West African lungfish) is the source of this 2249-nucleotide messenger RNA. RefSeq names its product receptor-interacting serine/threonine-protein kinase 3-like. The record is from RefSeq and is a predicted model, not a curated record. NCBI's taxonomy places the organism in Eukaryota, Metazoa, Chordata, Ceratodontiformes, Protopteridae. The transcript is spliced from 15 exons. Gene Ontology annotation, biological process: protein phosphorylation. Gene Ontology annotation, cellular component: cytoplasm. The coding region runs from base 463 to 1923 and encodes 486 amino acids. Gene Ontology annotation, molecular function: JUN kinase kinase kinase activity; ATP binding.
GGAAGUUGAGUCGUGUGGAUGUCUUUAAUAGUUGCUGUAUAAACUCAUUUGUAGCUGGUUCGUCAGUUUGCUCUUCCGCAUAUUUAAAUUCGUUUCAUGAGUUACAUAAUAAAAACCUGACGCUACAACAACAGUCUGUGCAACGUCAUCCAGGUUUUCCCUUACCCUGCGCUGUUAUAUUUACACUGACCGAAUGUCGCCUCGCCCACUGACUUUUCCCGCGCAUGGCUGUUCGGCACGCCUUCUGUAGCAUGGAACUGUUUCAUUUUCUCCUUCACCCAGUUAUUCCGGAAAAGUUCAGGGUUUCUCAAAACGGUUAUGGCGCCCUAGCAGCUAAAUAAGUGCUGCCGUGUAUAAUGUCUGUUCGCAGUUGCUGAGAGUGUGACACGGGUUACGUACAAUUUCGGGACACUUAUUGUCAAACCUACUGUAGGAGAAGGGGACCUUUGCCGCACCCCUGUGAUGGCAGAUGACAUUCAGAUUGAUAUUGUACCAGCAGAAAAGGUUGAAAUCCUAGACUUCAUUGGAGGUGGAGGCUUUGGUGAGAUUCACACAGCAAGACAUAAAGAAUGGAAAAUCAUUGUUGCCAUAAAGAUCUUGCGACCAGUUGGGAUUGAUAUUCAGAAUGCAGACGUUUUGCUUGCAGAGGCACGUAUGAUGAACCGAAUCCGGUUCCAACACGUGUUGCGUAUGCUUGGCAUUUACCAGGAAAAGAUGCAGGAUACCCUCAAACUAGGCAUUGUAAUGGAGUACAUGGAAAAUGGAUCACUCAGCAGCCUUCUUGUGAAAGUGGUUCCAGUACCGUGGGCUCUCCGGUUUCGCAUCCUGUAUGAAGUGGCGCUUGGGAUGAACUACCUGCAUGGGCUGGACCCACCUCUUCUGCAUCUAGAUCUGAAACCUAGCAACAUACUUCUAGAUGAAAGCUUCCAUGUUAAGCUGACAGAUUUUGGACUAUCUAGAUGGAAGAUGGCUUCUGUCUCGUCUUUGAAUGGAGAGAGCAGUGUCGGUGGAACACUGGAAUACAUGGCACCAGAAGUUCUGAGUAAUUUGAAUCAUAAGCCAACUCUGGCAAUGGACAUUUAUAGCUAUGGAAUUCUGAUGUGGUCUGUUCUAACUGCUAAGCAACCCUACAGUGAAGCUAGAUGCAGUUCCUUGAUCAAAAUGGCCAUUCCAACUGGACAACGACCAGAUACCUCAUAUCUUGCUGCCCCAGAAAUCCCAGAAGAACUGAAAGAAUUAAUGGAAAAGUGUUGGUGCAAUGAUCCCAAAGAGAGACCAAACUUCAAAGAAUGCAUUGAAAAGACAAGUGAGGUGUUUCAAAAACAUAAAUGUGUGAUCCAAGAUGAUGUACGCAGAGUACAAGAUGUUAUGAGCAAAAUGGCGACCAGUGCCUGCUACCCCAGUAUGGAGGAACGUAUGGCUAGAAUGAACCUGGACAGGACGUUUGAGCAAACUGGCUCCAAACCAAAGAGACUGUCCAGCCAAAUCGAAACUCCAAGCUCUGAAUUCCGCUCACCAUCAAUGCCACAGUUAGCUGAGGCUCGGGUCAGGACAUCCCCGCAGGAGGAUACAUAUCAAGGGUCCAUGCCGAUGAGGCUCUCUAGUCAAGAGGAACCUCCUCGCUUUGUGCCUGCCCCACCAAUGGAGCAGAGGCCAGAAGAGAUUCACAAAAGAGAAUAUAUACAACAAAAUACAUCCCAAGGUACAGUGCCUUUAGGACCAUAUAGAUGUCCAAUGCCUUCAGUUCCUCAACCUUUUCUAUCACCACCAUCAUAUAUUCCUGAGAGACAUUCAACCAUUGUUCAACAAGGUACACAGAUAACAUUUGCAGGAAGUAGUAUUAAAAAUGUUCAAAUCGGUAACAACAACUUAAUGGAGAUUUACACGACAAAGAAAAAGAAGAAGAAGAAGAAGAAAGAAUAGUGAUAAAAAAACAAGGACCAUAGCCUUUCAAAUCUUUAUCCUCAGCCUUUAAUUGAAACUGUCAGGACUUGCACACUUUUUGUAAUUCUACCCAUUUGUGAAACGAGGCGCAUCAGAGCAGAAUCUGUGAAAACUUUCUCAGGACAUCAAAACAAGAAAUGAUCUAUUUGGAACAGUGUCUCCAUGUCUGUCUCUCCCCAGUUUUGCAUAUCCUGCAAAAAUUACACUGCUUUCUGGACACGUCACUUCUCCACCUGUAUUUUCAGUUCCUUCUCUCUGAAAAUUGAUUUGCAUCAUAUAGAAUGAAAGUUGAGUAUUUGCUUGAA